AUGGCUGCAGAACUUGGUGGAGGAGCUUUUCUCUCUUCGUUCAUCAAUGCUCUUUUCGACACGCUGUCCAAUGAUGAGUUUGUCAACUGGAUCCGAGGAAAGAAGCUUGACCAGAAUCUGCUUGGAAGGUUGAAGAAUAUUUUGAACGUGGUUGAAGCUGUACUGAGUGAUGCUGAGAAGAAACAGAUCACUGAAGAUGCUGUCAAGAGGUGGCUCAACGAUCUCCAAGAUGCUGUCUAUGAUGCUGAUACUUGUUGGAUGAAUGAUUCGCUCUCAAAGUUGUUGGAAGCCUGUGAUAAUUUACAACAUGCAAGGACAUUGUUGAAUAUCAAUGCUGGUACCGGCCAUGAUUCCUCACAGAAAAUCGAUCCUUGUCGCUUACUUGCGCAAUUGAAGCGCGUAAGGGUUUUGUCAUUUGAAUUCUUUCCUCUUGACGAUAAUUCAUGGCCCGAUCCAAUAGGUGAUUUGAUCCAUCUGCGUUAUUUGGAUCUCUCUGAUACACCUAUCGUGACAUUGCCGGAGUCCAUGAGUAACUUGUAUAAUUUACAAACGUUGAAGUUGCGCAAAUGUCGAGGACUCAAAAAGCUUCCAAGCAAGAUGCAAGAUCUUGUAAAUCUGCGCCAUCUCGAUAUUACAGCGACUAAUUUAGAAGAGAUGCCAAAAGGGAUGAGCAAAUUGAAAAAGUUGCAGAUGUUAAGUGACUAUAUUGUUGGGAAGCAUGAAGAGAAUGGGAUUGGGGAAUUGGGAGAACUUGUAAAUCUUCAAGGGUCGUUUCGUAUUGAGAAAUUAGAGAAUGUGGCUGAUAGUAGUGAAGCUUGGAAGGCAAGGAUGGUUGAUAAGAAAUACAUCACUCAUCUACGUUUGAGUUGGUCAUUAUAUGAAGAAAGUGAGGUUUGUGAUUCCCACACUGAAAAAGAUGUACUUGAGAAAUUACGUCCUCACAAAGACUUGAAGGAGCUAUCCAUCUGGGGUUACAGAGGUACCAUGUUUCCGGAUUGGGUAGGGCCGUCUUCGUACCACAACAUGACUGAGUUGCACCUGAGGGAAUGCAGGAAUUGUUGGGUGCUUCCUUCACUUGGACAGUUACCCUCUCUGGAGAAGCUCUUCAUUGAAGAUUUCGACAAGGUGAAGAAGAUUGAUGAGUCAUUCUACAAGGGUGAUGGAACUCAUCAGCAUCAGGAGACACCCUUCCGAUCCCUUAAAUAUCUGACUAUUCAAAAACUGCCUUGCUGGGAGGAAUGGGAGUCAUAUGAAUGUGAUGAUGAUGAUGAUGCACCAUUUCCGAAACUUGAGUGGCUUGGUAUAUUGAACUGCCCUAAGUUAAGAGGAGAUUUGCCCACUUUCCUUCCGUCUUUGGAACAACUCAACAUUAGAGGAUGCGAGGAGAUUGCUUGUUAUCUGCCAAGAGCUCCCACGAUGCGCGAAUUAAGAAUAGAUGGCAACCAGGAAGCAAGAAUGCGGGAGCUACCACUUUCCGUGUUGGAGAAAGUAGAAAUUAAUGGAGAGCAGCUUGUGAAUUCUCCGUUUGAGGCCAUGACCCACACCCAACCAACCUCUUGUUGGAUUUUUUUCUCUCCUUUGUGAGGCCCAAGCCCAAUAUUUUGGGGGUGUAUUCUUGCACCCUAGUGUCACAACCCUAAUUCAGUUUUUGAGGUUUUUUGAGAGAAAGAGAGUAGCCACCAAAGAGAAGAGGGAAAACAGAAUUUCCGUUUUUGUCCAAAGCAAUAAAGUUCAAAUAAGAGUUUCUCAUUCGUUCACCGUUGGAUCGGCUUGAAAUUUGAACUGCGUGUUCUUCUCAUCUUGUUCUUCAUUCUGGUCGGUGGAGAUGUUGAUUGGAGUUUUGCAGUAGGAGAAAUUGGCUUCACAAGAGAGAAAUUAGGUUUCCCAUUUUUACACAGAGCAGCAAUCUUUGAACGGUGAUUUCUCAUUCUUUCACCGUUGGAUCAACGUGAAAUUCGGACUGUAGAUUCUUCACAUCUUGUUCUUCAUUCUGAACGGUGGAGAUUUUAAUUGGAGAUCUACAGAGAGAGAAAUUGGCUUCGACAGCAGCUCUAUUU
This is a messenger RNA of Arachis stenosperma, 2057 nucleotides long. Its product is annotated as putative disease resistance RPP13-like protein 1. NCBI's taxonomy places the organism in Eukaryota, Viridiplantae, Streptophyta, Magnoliopsida, Fabales, Fabaceae. Bases 1 to 1584 code for a protein of 527 amino acids. The record is from RefSeq and is a predicted model, not a curated record. The transcript is spliced from 2 exons. Gene Ontology annotation, molecular function: protein binding.